Coffea eugenioides is the source of this 1190-nucleotide messenger RNA. RefSeq names its product nuclear transcription factor Y subunit A-7-like. Gene Ontology annotation, cellular component: CCAAT-binding factor complex. NCBI's taxonomy places the organism in Eukaryota, Viridiplantae, Streptophyta, Magnoliopsida, Gentianales, Rubiaceae. Gene Ontology annotation, biological process: regulation of transcription by RNA polymerase II. The transcript has 6 exons. The record is from RefSeq and is a predicted model, not a curated record. Gene Ontology annotation, molecular function: RNA polymerase II cis-regulatory region sequence-specific DNA binding; DNA-binding transcription factor activity, RNA polymerase II-specific. The coding region runs from base 221 to 847 and encodes 208 amino acids.
AAACCAUAAAAUCAAAAUUCCUCUGAAUUUCUCUUUCUUCUCCCCACACCCACAGACACACACUACUCACGCAGACAGCACAGUUUCCUCCCUCCUUCCAAAAAAGAAGGAAAAAAAUUGAUAAAAAAAGGAAAAUUGUGGCAAACACAUUUUGCCUUUUUGGAUUUUGAUCUCAGAGGCCUCAAGGUUUUUUGGGUCUUUGGUUACAGCUUGCACCGUUAUGACAUCCUCUCUUCACAACCUCUCAGAUAAUGGUGAGGCUGACGAGCAACAAAGUCACUCAGAAUCUCUGUUCCAGUCUGCUUGUCAGGUGACUGGAAUAUCGCAUCCUGUCAUGACUGCACCAAGUAUGCAAUAUGCGGCGCCUCCACAACUUGGAGCUGGAAUUACAAUGGCACAAGCUGGUUACCCUUAUCCAGAUCCUUACUAUAGAAGUAUCUUUGCUCCCUAUGAUAAUAAGCCAUAUGCUGCGCAACCCUAUCCUACACAACCGAUGGUCCACCUUCAGUUGAUGGGAAUUCAGCAAGCUGGUGUUCCUUUGCCAUCUGAUGCUGUUGAAGAACCUGUUUUUGUCAAUGCAAAACAAUAUCAUGGCAUCUUGAGACGCCGACAGUCUCGUGCUAAAGCUGAGUCAGAAAAUAAAGCUCUUAAGUCUAGAAAGCCUUAUUUGCAUGAAUCUCGGCACUUGCAUGCACUGAGACGAGCAAGAGGAACUGGAGGCCGUUUUCUCAAUGCAAAGAAAGAUGAAAACACCCUGAAAGAGAAUGGUUCAGGUGAUAAUCCAGAUUCAGACAUCAAUCUUACGGCCAAGAAAGAUGAUCAUGCUUCUUCAGAAAGUGCUUCGUGAAGUCAUGAUAGCAAUGCAAAACAUUGGAGGCUGAGGCACCCAGAAGACAAUGAUCAUCUGAAGCACUUAAAAUGCAAUAGUUUUAGUUCUGCAGGUUUGUUAGCUUAGGCAGGCUUAGUAUUUGUAGUCAGUCUGUAUAGGAUCAGCAACAGGCUUGUGCGAAGGAGCUACUGGAGGCUGCAGGAUUACUUAUUCUUGAAGUGUAGUAAGAGUUAGCGUCUUUUCCUGUAACGGCUUAGCAUUGUGCUUUUUCUUCCCUUUCAAAGUUGGAAGUCUUUAGUUGUAUGAUGAUGUUUUAUGGGUCAGAAAUGUAAGGAGUAUUGUUGUGUAGUAUGCUUGAUCA